CUCUCAGAGAGCCAGACCAACAUGGCUCGGCUGGUGAGCUCUGUCAGUGACGUCCUCGACACGCUGCAGAAGGAGCGCGGUGGAGCCCGGCCUCGGCUAAAGGCUGACCUGCAGCGAGCACCGGCCAGGGGAGCGCGGCCCCGGGGCUGCUCCAACGGCUCCCGGCCCCGAGACUGCUUUGACAUCUAUGUGAGCGGACAGCAAGAGGAUGGGAUUUACUCCAUCUUCCCCACGCACUAUCCCUCCGGCUUCCAGGUCUACUGUGACAUGACGACCGAUGGGGGUGGCUGGACGGUGUUCCAGCGGCGGGAGGACGGCUCCGUGAACUUCUUCCGUGGCUGGGAAGCCUACCGGGAUGGCUUUGGGAAGCUGACAGGGGAGCACUGGUUAGCUUUCUACCACGGCGCCUGGUGGUACCGCACCUGCCACACCUCCAACCUCAACGGGCAGUACCUCAAGGGCCACCACAGCUCCUACGCCGAUGGCAUCGAGUGGUCCUCCUGGACCGGCUGGCAGUACUCCCUCAAGUUCACCGAGAUGAAGAUCCGGCCUGUCCGGGAGGAGAAUUAG
Nestor notabilis (Kea) is the source of this 570-nucleotide messenger RNA. RefSeq names its product fibrinogen C domain-containing protein 1-like. The coding region runs from base 22 to 570 and encodes 182 amino acids. The transcript has 4 exons. NCBI's taxonomy places the organism in Eukaryota, Metazoa, Chordata, Aves, Psittaciformes, Psittacidae. The record is from RefSeq and is a predicted model, not a curated record.